Messenger RNA from Osmerus eperlanus (European smelt), 2236 nucleotides. Its product is annotated as polyunsaturated fatty acid lipoxygenase ALOX15B-like. The transcript has 15 exons. The record is from RefSeq and is a predicted model, not a curated record. Bases 30 to 2027 code for a protein of 665 amino acids. Lineage: Eukaryota; Metazoa; Chordata; Actinopteri; Osmeriformes; Osmeridae. Gene Ontology annotation, biological process: lipoxygenase pathway; lipid oxidation; arachidonate metabolic process. Gene Ontology annotation, molecular function: protein binding; oxidoreductase activity, acting on single donors with incorporation of molecular oxygen, incorporation of two atoms of oxygen; iron ion binding.
CCGAUCUUCACAUCUACAACAGAAGGACCAUGGUGUCUUACUCAGUGACUGUGUUUACGGGUGACAGGCUGUGGUCUGGCACAUUCAAUCGUGUUUACAUCCAGCUGGUGGGGACGAAGGGAAAGAGCGCUCGUCAGAACGUCAAUCCUGUCUGGGGAUUUGAAAUGAAAGAGUAUACAUUCACCGUUGAAUGCCCCACCUCCCUGGGUGACCUGGUGGCGCUGGAACUGGACAAGCAACCUCUGCUAGUUUCUGACGCCUGGUUCUGUGCCAAAGUCAUAGUGGUGACCCCAGAGAAGGACACGGCACAUUUCCCCUGCUACAGGUGGAUCUCAGAUGACAAGGUCCACUACUUCAGAGAGGGCAAAGCUAAAGGAGUGUUUGAUGACAUCGAUUCUAACCAGUCCUAUAGGAAGGAGGAGCUCAAGGAUAGAGCCCGGGACUACAAAUGGGAUUCGUAUAAAGAAGGUUUACCUUACGGCAUGGAAUCUGAGGGUCCCAUGUCUCUGCCCCUAGAGGUACGAUUCUCCUUCACCAAGGAAGCAGAGUUCCUCUUAACAGCUGUCACAAACCGCGUAAAAAUGAUGCUGAAGGGUCUGCUAAACGUGGAGGAACCCUGGAAGAGCGUCGACGACAUCCGCAAAGCUUUCAGCUUUCACAGAACAAGCAUGUCUGACUACGUACAUCAACACUGGAAGGAGGAAGAGUUUUUUGGCUACCAGUUCCUGAACGGAGCCAACCCCACGAUCAUCCGACGGUGCUCCCAGCUGCCAGAGAAUUUCCCCGUGACGAACGACAUGGUCAGGGACUCCCUGCAUGGAGCGUGCAGCCUAACUCAAGAAAUCAAGAAAGGGAACAUCUACCUGGUGGACUACAAACAGCUGGAUGAAGUGACCGCUAACGUGGUCAACGGGAAACAGCAGUACCUUACGGCUCCUCUCGUUUUGCUCCAGAAGACCCCGCGCAACAAACUGAUACCCAUCGCCAUCCAGUUGAAGCAGAAGCCAGGAGAGGACAACCCCAUCUUUGUCCCCACCGACUCAGAGUACGACUGGCUGAUGGCCAAGAUCUUCGUUAGGAGCGCCGACUUUAAUGAGCACCAGCUGAACGCCCACCUGCUGCGUACCCACCUCCUCUGUGAGGUGUUCGCUGUGGCCUUGCUGCGCAACCUUCCCAUGGUGCACCCCCUCUACAAGCUACUCGUUCCCCAUACACGCUACAGCCUUCAAAUCAACUCCAUGGCCAGAUCUCUGCUGAUAUCAGAAAAUGGAGUUUUCACUCAGUAUGCAGCGUCGGGUGGAGAGGGAAUGUUUACUAUCCUGCGGAGAGCGGUGUCCUCUCUGACCUACAGCUCCCUCUGUCUGCCGGAGGACAUCGCUGCACGAGAUCUGGAAUCCAUCCCCAACUUCUACUACAGAGACGACGGGCUCAGACUGUGGGAUAUAAUCCACAGGUUUGUCCAGGGAGUGAUUGGUCACUACUACAAGUCAGACGUUGACGUCCAGCAGGACUCUGAGCUGCAGAACUGGAUCAAGGAGAUCUUCAUCCAUGGAUUCAUGUCCAGGGCCAGCUCAGGAAUCCCUGAAUCUUUCGAGACUUUGGGGGAACUCGUCAAGUUUGUCACCAUGGUGAUCUUUACAGGCUCCGCCCAGCACUCUGCUGUCAACACUGGACAGUUCGACUAUGGCGGUUGGCCGCUCAACGCCCCGAUCUCCCUGCAACUGCCUCCUCCCACCACUAAGGGGCAGAGUUCUGAGAGCACCAUGCUGCACACCUUGCCAGACGUCAACACCACAGCGCAUGGCAUGGCCACUAUGUGGAUACUCAGCACAGAGUCCAGUGACUUUGUCCCUCUUGGUGAAUACCCAGACGAGCACUUCAGUGAGGAUGCCCCCUGCAGGCUGAUAAAGGAAUUCCAAGCAGAGCUGAAGACCUUCAGUGAGUCUGUCAAGACCAGGAACUCCGGUCUGGACGUUCCCUACACAUAUCUGGAUCCUGAGCAGAUGGAGAACAGUGUGAGCCUUUAGACAGCAGACAGGGGACUCAUCCUGCAUCAGCAUCUGGUACCUGCUCUUGGUUUAGAUGUGAUUAGGAUGGUAAUAGCAUGUUGGUUGUGUCAGAAUAUGCUCCUGUUGGUUCACAGUAACAUUGGAUGAAAGUUUUAAUUGAGACGAUGCAUCACAAAAUUGAAUAUGAUUCAUAAAUGAAUGAUAUUUUGAUCCAAAUACAAUUUUAA